Funneliformis mosseae is the source of this 358-nucleotide messenger RNA. The record is from the annotation of a GenBank genome assembly. Lineage: Eukaryota; Fungi; Glomeromycota; Glomeromycetes; Glomerales; Glomeraceae.
AUGCCUUCAUUAUUUUUAACGAUGACAACGAUGGACUGGAUAACGGUCUCAUCUAUGGUCAUAGGAGCUUACGUUUUACGAUAUUAUUAUAAUUAUUUUACGCGUAAAAAUCCUCUUCCCGGACCAAUUCCGUUCCCUUUUGUUGGAAACUUGUUACAACUCGGUCUAGAUAUUCCCAAGGUGGCAAGGCAUUUAGAUUUAAAAUAUGGAAAUAUAUCUGAAGCAUACUUUGGUUCCCAACGAUCCAUUUUUGUAUCAGGAUUAGAUUGCGUGGAAAAAAUCUGUUCUCCUAAUACAUCCAUCAAGAAUAAUAGUUUUAUGUAUAGGAUACCACCAAAUGAAGGAUUUUAUGAAAUAG